AUGGACCCGAAUGAGAUGCUCGGCGUUGUAGACAAAUUCAUCGCAGAAGUCACAGAUAUUGAACAAAAAGAACUAUUUCAAUCAAGCAGUUAUGAUGAAGUACUACAAGACAUCAACAAUAUCCAAUCAAGGCGAGAAUCGACCAAAAAUAUGAUGAACAUGAAACGAGUAGAGUUAUUUCUCACCGGUAUGGAACAUUUUGAGAAGGUGAUGGUUAAACUUAAGCUCGAUCAACAACAUGUCGUAAAACUGAUGGGAUGCGUCUGGGGGCCUACUCGAUUUCUUUUGAAGCUCUUCAUCUCGAUACCUGAUUGCACAACAUUUUUAGUGCACAUAUAUCGAGAUGUUCUUACUUUCCACCAGCGCGCAUAUAAGCUUUUCUCUCUCCGGUCCACUUUAUUCCAGAAAAUAUACAAAUCUACCUGGAAAUCUUUGAACGAUACUUUUGAUCAUGUAGCAGCUUCCUUGGAAAACCAUAGAAAGUUUAUUAAGGAGAAGGGGUCAUCUUUUUGGAAUCCUCAAGCUACCUUGGAUGUGGAUGCCGAAUUACCACCCGUGGAGUCUUGGCAGAAUGGCAAUCAGAACUGGCAAAAUAUUCGGAGGAUUGUUUUAGAAUAUCCCCAGACUGUGAAGAAGUCAUGGGAAAAUUUCGAAGAGAAACAAAGAGAUGAGGAAACCAAAACAAAAAAGAAAGUUUUGGCUUGGAUAUCGGCUUCCAAGAAGAUGCCGCUCCUUCACAAGAAAUUUCAGGAUGCGAGAAUAUGUCCUGAUACUGGCCGUUGGCUAUUCAAGAAAUAUAGCGAAGUCACUGAUUGGAUGACUGAGGAUCCGCCACCCAAUUCCGCCAUCUGGCUUCAAGGGAGUAGAGGAUUUGGUAAAACCAUACUCUGUUCGUUGUUAAUAGACGAGUUAAGGGACUUACGUACCGAAAAGAAGAGAAACGCAAUUCCGCAAGAGAGCAAGAUAUGCUAUUUCUAUUGCGAAGAAGAAGACACUGAUCAUCGCACUUACCUUGACAUUCUCAAAGGAGUUUUACAUCAAAUGGUUGAAGUCACUGAAUAUCUUUUGCCUCUGUGCAAGGAAAAUAUCGAUUCAAGUGGACUUCUAACGGACGUCGCAACGGCAGAAUUUCUCAUCAAGGCUUUCUUUGAGUAUAAUACUCGGCAGUAUAUCGUCAUUGAUGGAAUAGACGAGUGCGAAAUGAUAGAAGCGCGUAGAACUGCAAGCUUCUUCAUGGAUCAGGUUACAAACUGUGAUAACAUCAAGCAGGGGCGAUUGAGGGUGUUAUUCAUGAGUCAACAAACUCCGGAGCUAUCCAAAGCCGGCAUCAUGCCAGAGGAUGAUGCGUGCGUCGAACUCAAAGCGACAGACAAUGCAGAAGACAUCAGAAACUAUGUGAAGAAGAGGAUACCAGAUUUUUCUAAGGCGAGUGCGACAAGCAGCGGCUUCAAUCUUUCUGAAAGCGACAAACAACAGAUUGAAAGUAUUGUCUGUCGAAGAAGUGAAGAUAUGUUUCUCUAUGCCCAUUUGGCCAUCGAGUAUCUUCGAUAUCAGAUGACAAAAGAGAAGCUUUUAGAGAAAUUAACAGAAGAAAUGGCACCCAAGAAGCUCUCCCAGAUAUAUGAGAAGCUUUUAGGUAUAUUGAGGACGGAGCUAUUGAAGCUUCCAGAGGGAGAAGCUCACUGGGAUAUGGCAACGCAACUUCUCGGUUGGUUGGUCUGCGCAAAACGCCCCCUCAAAUGGCACGAAAUGCAAUCGAUUCUGUCAUAUGAUCCCCAACAGCAGAAAGUGGACUUUGAUAACAAGAUGCUGAGACAGGAUUCCCAUAAUUACCUUGGGUCUCUGGUGCAUAUUCUUGACGGUGGUCACAUCCGGAUUGUUCAUUCCACAGCGCGGCAACAUAUCAUUCAAAAUAAGUACAUUGCUGAACAGGCUGUCCAGUGUGGGCUCACAAUUCGCUGCCUGCGAUACCUAAGUUUAAUUAGCGCUUCUAAAGAUUAUGACGACAAUCAACGGCAAGAAAAAGUAAAGCUUGGCUGGUUUUCCUUUCAAGAUUACGCUUGUUCUCAAUGGCACAGCCACAUCAGUACGGUAAUUUCGAAGUGCAGCGACUUCCUUAAUAAACAAAGCAGUGACUGUGAGGAAUUUGGUUCCGCAUUGCAAGACUUCGUGGACCAAAAUCGAGCGGAUCUCACACAAGAAUUUCACCGAGAUUUUCGAGGCCAAAUGCCAGCGGAUCUCGACAACUUCUCUGCACUUCCGUUCUAUCAAAACCUUUGCAUCCUGUGGAAUCAUAUCUAUACUCAUCAGAAAAUGGAUUUCGACGUCCGGAACACUAUGGGUAUUGAGGGAAUUGAGAAGGCUAUGCUGGAGAACAGAGCCUCACUGGAGACCAACUUCAACCCUGGUGAUAUCGCUUGCCUCAAUGAUAAGAUAUCGGAUUACUAUGGUCCGAAUCUCUUCAAGUGCAAACGCCUCCUGUGCGCUUACUUUCAUAUAGGCUACGACAAGAAAGAAGAUCUUGAAGUCCACAACAACCGGCACGAUAGGCCAUAUCAGUGUUCCAUCCGAUGCAAUGCUGCCCCGAUCGGGUUCACCUCCAAGAAGGACUUGGAGAGACAUGUGCGGAUUUACCAUCCUGAAAAAAGCAGCGAACAAGGUACUUUUGAGCCGAUUCGUCCCAGAACUGAGGCAAAAGAGUUUCCUUGCAGUCUAUGUGGUAAGAAAUUUACAAGGAAGAUUAACCAAGUCAGCCACGAGAGAAGCCAUUUUGGAGAGCGCCCUUUUAAGUGCACACACAUGGGCUGUGAUAAGGCCUUUACAAGAAUAAGCGACUGCCAAAGGCACCAAAAGAUCCAUACAAGAAUAGUGCAUUAA
Molecule: messenger RNA, 2877 nt
Organism: Trichoderma breve
Lineage: Eukaryota; Fungi; Ascomycota; Sordariomycetes; Hypocreales; Hypocreaceae
Exons: 7
Coding region: 1-2877 (958 amino acids)
Source: RefSeq, a predicted model, not a curated record